AUGGGAUGCGCUGUUGUGAUCGGAGCGAACUUCGGGUCAUCAGCCGCACCAAGUUGGGUGAGAUACAGCUCGCUCUCAAAAUGGGACGCACGAUUGGCAUUGUCAAGCGACUUCUUCAACAUCAAGGCUACUGACAGCAGCAACCUUCGGCCUUCUGAGGCCAUCCCUACUGCGCAGAGGAUCUUGGGUAUCAUGAACAUGGUCCGUGGCCAAGGUCGAGUCUCCCGUGAGACGGACACAAACCUCACGAUCCUUAUCAAGGACAUCGUUCAUUCUCGUCCAGCUUUUAAGGAGGCUGUCGGGUCUCUGCCAAUGUCUCGUACCGGAACCACGUCACUUUUGGUGUGCUUCGACUCUCAGAAAUCCUGA
Purpureocillium takamizusanense is the source of this 369-nucleotide messenger RNA. RefSeq names its product DNA-directed RNA polymerase. The transcript has a single exon. Lineage: Eukaryota; Fungi; Ascomycota; Sordariomycetes; Hypocreales; Ophiocordycipitaceae. The record is from RefSeq and is a predicted model, not a curated record. Gene Ontology annotation, molecular function: DNA-directed RNA polymerase activity; DNA binding. The coding region runs from base 1 to 369 and encodes 122 amino acids. Gene Ontology annotation, biological process: DNA-templated transcription.